This is a messenger RNA of Lytechinus pictus (painted urchin), 5115 nucleotides long. RefSeq names its product beta-galactosidase-like. NCBI's taxonomy places the organism in Eukaryota, Metazoa, Echinodermata, Echinoidea, Temnopleuroida, Toxopneustidae. The record is from RefSeq and is a predicted model, not a curated record. The transcript has 14 exons. Gene Ontology annotation, biological process: carbohydrate metabolic process. Gene Ontology annotation, molecular function: beta-galactosidase activity. Gene Ontology annotation, cellular component: vacuole. The coding region runs from base 97 to 2106 and encodes 669 amino acids.
GAUGAGUCAUGUGAGCAGCUCGUUCGCGAUUGAGAAUAAAAAAGGACGAAUCCGAAAAACUUUCAUUUACAGACAAAUUCUGGUUGAUUUUGGAAAAUGGGAGGAUUUAAAGCAUAUAUAUCGAAAUUACUAGUAUGCAUGGCAGUACUGGCUGUGAAACAGGCACUUCCAGAGCGUUCUUUCACCAUCGACUAUGACAACAACACGUUCCUGAAGGAUGGUCAGCCAUUUCGCUAUGUCUCAGGGAGCUUCCAUUACAGCAGAGUUCCAGCUUUCUAUUGGCAGGAUAGAUUGAUGAAGAUGAAGAUGGCCGGAUUGAAUGCUGUUCAGACGUAUGUAAUAUGGAACUUCCAUGAGCUCAAGCCUGGAACGUUCAACUUUGAAGGUGAUCACGAUAUCGUCUCAUUCCUCAAGAAGGCCAAUGAUACAGGUCUAGCUGUCAUUCUCAGAGCGGGACCAUACAUCUGUGGUGAAUGGGACCUGGGUGGUCUACCUGCAUGGCUAUUGGACAUCCCUGGCCUCGUCCUCAGAUCAUCAAAUGAUUUCUACAUGGCUCAUGUCACGCAGUGGAUGAAUUACUUCCUGCCAAAGGUCAAGCCGUACCUUUACGCCAACGGAGGCCCUGUAAUCAUGGUUCAGGUCGAGAAUGAGUAUGGAAGUUACAAGACGUGUGACCACGCCUACCAGAGAGAACUAUACCACCUGUUUAGGAAGAACCUUGGUCCAGAUGUAGUUCUCUUUACCACAGACGGACCUAAUGAUCACAUGCUACAAUGUGGUUCCCUGCAAGAUAUGUAUGCUACCAUAGACUUUGGUUCAGGUUCCAAUCUGACAGCUGUUUUCCAAGAAAUGAGGAAAUUUGAACCAAAGGGACCAUUAGUAAAUUCAGAAUUUUAUACCGGCUGGCUGGACCACUGGGAGCAACCACAUCAGACGGUGGAAACAUCAGCCGUCUGUACAUCGCUUGAUAAGAUGCUUGCUUUAGGUGUAAAUGUGAACAUGUACAUGUUUGAAGGAGGCACUAAUUUUGGUUUCUGGAAUGGAGCUAAUUACGGAGGCAACAUGUACAACUCCCAACCAACCACCUAUGAUUAUGAUGCACCACUGACGGAGGCAGGGGACCCCACCCCAAAGUACAUGGCGAUUAGGAACGUCAUUGGCAAGCACCUUCCUCUGCCACCUGGACCCAUACCCCCUCCAACAAAGAAAUAUCCCUACGGUGUGGUAGACAUGGCCUUCACAGCAACUAUCUAUGAUGUCUUAGAUCAGCUAUCUCCCUACGGACCAAUCUAUGCAGACUAUCCCAUCACCAUGGAAACCAUGAAGCAGUAUCAAGGAUUCAUGCUGUAUCGUACCCAGCUAAUGCAUAACUACACAACUCCUACCAACCUAACUAUAGAAGGGAUCCGAGAUCGAGGAUACAUCAUCGUUGAUCAGGUCUGGGUUGGAACAUUGAACAGAAAUAACGCAACUUCAAUCAACAUCACAGGAAUAGAAGGGAUGACCCUUGACAUCCUUGUAGAGAACCAAGGCCAUAUCAACUAUGGGUCAGGAAUGCUUGACCCCAAGGGAAUAAUCAGUAACGUCACAUUAGACGACACCAUCCUUGCAAAAUGGUCCAUCUAUUCCUUGGACUUGGACAAUGUCCUUCCCAAACUCCAAGCCCUCCGUCUUCAGCAGAGCCGCAAGACUGGAAACUUCAUCCAAGAGAGGGCGCCCCACUGCAAAGAUGGUGGUUACGUACCAUCAUUCUAUCUUGGAUCAUUCCCUGACCUGACAGCAGUAGAUCCACCUCAGGAUACGUUCCUCAAGACGAGUGGCUGGACCAAGGGCCAAGCCUUCAUGAACGACUUCAACCUGGGUCGGUACUGGCCUCUAGCUGGACCUCAGAUCACCUUGUUUGUUCCUUCGAACCUGAUAAAACCAAGUCCAGCCAAGAAUACGGUCUUUCUUUUAGAACUUGAGAGACCACCAUGUUUAAAUCAGACGGAUCCUUGUACUGUAGAGUUUAUAGACCGACCGAUCAUCAAUGCUACUGUCAGCUCUGAUCUUGAUGAUGCAUUUGGGAACAACAUCUAUGAAGGGCAUGCUUUCACUGAAAUCUGACGUUUAUUUUAAUAUGAUGUUAUUCAAUAAUAAUCCAAUCCAUAUUUUAUUGUGUAAAAUAGAAAUCAGAAAAAGCAAUCCUUCAAAAAUUAAUUUAAACCAAUUGAUCUUGGGCCCGGCAGCCACUGAGCAGUGCCAGAUUGACCUUGCUCAAUCCCUAAGAUUGUAGAACGCUAAAGAGGGUAGCAGCAACCCCCAUCUUUUAACGUCUUUUUGGUCUGAUGCAGCGGGUGCUUGAACUCCAGACCUUGUGAGGCGGACGUUCUACCAACUGAGCCAACACAAUUUUAUGGCAAUCAUCAAAGCUCAUCUCUAGUUUUUAGUUGUGAAAUUAAUAUUGUUCUCAUACAGUACUCCUUUCCCAGCAAGAUCCUAUUGAUAUAAAAGAAAUUUGGUAGGACCCUGAUUUCAUGGAGUGGUGUUAUCCCGUAGAGGAAACCUUUCAUUGGUUUAAGCAAGUUAAUGUACAACCAGGGGCCUGUUGCAUAAAACUUUUGCCAUAAAAAAACUCUGGCAAAUACACAAAAACUCUGGCAAACAAAUUGCAACGGGCCCCAGGACAUUGUCGAGUUUUUCGAGUUUGAGUCAUCCAAUCAAUAUCAACUAUAUGGAAAGCCAUCAAUGACACAAUUCGGUGGAUUCACAAAAUGGUGCGCCAUCUAUCGGUUGCAGCGAACAGGCCAAAUUUCUAAUUGUCUAAAUUUUGCAAAGAAAUAUGCAGGCAAAUUUCUCUCCUACCUCAUGGACCCUAGUAAACAGCAUAUCCAGUCGAGCCGUGUCGGCCAGUGCUGAAUAAUCGCAUGCAUGCAUUCACUUUAGUACUAGCACGUGCAACAGAUGUCGCCUUUUUCCUAUGAUGCAUUGCAAUUUUCAGCCUGUCCACUGCAAUCGAUAGAUGGUGCACCGUAUUGUGAAUCCACCAAUAAAAACUUUGGUUUCGAACUGUGGUGAGAUCUUGCCAAAACUUAAAUUGGCUUUGAUGUUUCUCUAGUCUUACUGUGCAAAAUCAAAAUCAGUUAUGCAUGUUGAUAUUAUUCGAUUGGUGUUUUGAUCACGAGGCUGUCCUGUAUUUAUGCAGAUUGAACCAUAUUAUUGGUUCAUGAAAUAUAUGCACCCUUCAUUUUCUUCACUUUUAGGUUUUCAAAAUGAUGUUCUUACUUUUUAAGAGAAAGUUACUUUAUGCAAGUACAUGUUUACUUUAGCCCCUUUUGAAUAAAAUUAUAUUUAUCAUACAGGACUGUGAUUUUGUCUAUAACUAUUAAUGAAAGCACUGAUGAAUCAGGUUAAUUUACUAUGUUUCUAUUCAUAUUAUUCUAUGUCAGAUAUUUAAAUAUGCUAGAAAUUUACACUGUAUUCUACACUUCAGGGUUGUAUAUAUUUUUUACCAGUGAGUUUCUAUUCAAGUAAAUUAUUUUUCCAAUUAUUUAGAACAUCAUGCUUAUCUGUACAGGAGUUUUGCCUAUAAAUUUUCUGUAAUGGUUCUAUUGAAAUUUUAUCACAGGGUGCGAAGGAUGAUUUCAAACCAGGUUUUUUUAAUUUUAAUUUUUUACAUUUUAAGUUCUGGGAAAAGUAAGUGAAAACUGAAAUAUAUAGAAGUAUUGAAUUCAAACAUAGCUACAAAUUCUGUAUGGUACCUGAUUGUCACUGUGCAAUAAAAAGAAAAGAAAGAAAAGAAACAUGGAAGUUGGUGCAGAAGGAAAUAUUUGGAGACUGUUGAUUAUAGGGCUUAGGGGGAGUUGGAAGAAUAUAUUUGCAAUCGACUGCAAAUUUCAAUUGCAAAUUCACAAGUGAUGGGUUAAUUUCAACAAUUAGAAGCAAAUCAAUUUAUUAUUGAUGAUGCAAGAAGCAGACAGCAAUGAAUCAUAAAUUUGAUUGCUUGUACUUGAUUAUGAGACCUAACAUUGACUUUCAAUCGUUUGCAAGGGCCAAGCCUUCAUGAACGACUUCAACCUGGGUCGGUACUGGCCUCUAGCUGAACCUCAGAUCACCUUGUUUGUUCCUUCGAACCUGAUAAAACCAAGUCCAGCCAAGAAUACGGUCUUUCUUUUAGAACUUGAGAGACCACCAUGUUUAAAUCAGACGGAUCCUUGUACUGUAGAGUUUAUAGACCGACCGAUCAUCAAUGCUACUGUCAGCUCUGAUCUUGAUGAUGCAUUUGGGAACAACAUCUAUGAAGGGCAUGCUUUCACUGAAAUCUGACGUUUAUUUUAAUAUGAUGUUAUUCAAUAAUAAUCCAAUCCAUAUUUUAUUGUGUAAAAUAGAAAUCAGAAAAAGCAAUCCUUCAAAAAUUAAUUUAAACCAAUUGAUCUUGGGCCCGGCAGCCACUGAGCAGUGCCAGAUUGACCUUGCUCAAUCCCUAAGAUUGUUGAACGCUAAAGAGGGUAGCAGCAACCCCCAUCUUUUAACGUCUUUUUGAUUAUGAGACCUAACAUUGACUUUCAAUCGUUUGCUAGGGCCAAGCCAAGCAAGGUUCUUACAACACCCGAUUAGGCAUUCUGUUAUUGAUUAUGAUCUAGAUUAAUGUCUUUAUUACUUUCAAUUUAUUUGUAGUGUAUUUGUAGUUAUUCUAUAACUAGAAUUUUCUUAAUUCUUAUUAGUUUGGUGAGAAAAAAAUAUUUGUGUAAAUGUGCAUAUUAAUUUGUUUUUUUGUCCGCUGUUAUGCCUAUGUGUGUACACAUGUAUGUGUAUGUAGACAAAAUUUUGCAUCUGUAUUCAUUUUAUGUAGGUUGAUUUUUUUUUGUAGUAAAUGAUGCAUGGAAAUGAUGAUGAAAAUAAUGGAAAAUCAAAUGCAAAUUUGAUAAUUGUAUAAGAUUAAGUUUUAGGGUACCUGAUGAACAAAAAGCUGAACUAAGUUUAGCUGCCAUAUUUACAUGUAGCUGGGAUCCUGCUGUCAUUUUUCUUUUUUAAUCCUCCAAUUUUCCCAAAGGAAAAAAACCCCUCUUGGUUCUUUAUACUCUGUACAUGUACUUAAAAAGUAAACAAUAAAUAAUGAAUAUUUUUAUGACAGAA